This is a messenger RNA of Musa acuminata subsp. malaccensis (wild Malaysian banana), 2215 nucleotides long. RefSeq lists its product as uncharacterized. Lineage: Eukaryota; Viridiplantae; Streptophyta; Magnoliopsida; Zingiberales; Musaceae. The record is from RefSeq and is a predicted model, not a curated record.
ACGUCCCAUCUUCCUCCACUUCUGGUGAGCACUAGGGUUGAAGUUCCGAUGGGGCACAAACCCGCGACCGACAUUCCGGCCACUCCUCCGAGCUUCUCCUCCUCCUCCUCCUCCUCCGGUAACUGUUCGCCGGAGAUGGAGUCCAUGAGCAUCCCGCGUCUGAUCGAGUUCCUCCAGUCCUCAUUCCGGAAGGCGGACUUCGAGAAGGCGGAGAGCGCUCUCAUCUCGAGGGAGGCAUCACUGAAGGCCGAGAUCGAGAGGAGUUUCUCGGAGGAGUUGACGAUGAAGGAGGUCGAAAAGAUCGAACUUGAGGCGCGAAUCGAGGGCCUCGAGCGGGAUUUAGGGGUUUUGAGUACCAGGUGCGCUGACCUGGAGCAGCGAAUCAAGAAGGGCGAAGAGGGGUUCGGCGUUGAGAGGGCGGAAUUGGAGCGGAAGUUGAGGGAGGAAAAGGAGAGGUACUCCUUGUUGGAGGCGAGGUUUCAAGAUGCCGAUGGUGGAAAGCUUGGUCCGGGUGGAGAGGAUGAGAAGCAUAGGAGGGCUUGUGCAAGCCUUGAGGAGGAGAUCUCGCGUUUAUGGGAAGCUUGUAGGCUUGCGGGCGAGAGGGAACAGAGGGCUCAGGAAACAAUUGCGACCAUGCUUGCGCUGCAGAAGGAGAAGGGCGGCUUAAACAGCUGUUGGAGAAAAUGUAGAGAGUUGGAGGAUGAGAAUCGAGGCUUGAGAGGAACGGAGAUAAAGAUAGAAGAAGAGAAGGGGAAAACAAAAGCUUGGGUCUUGCCGCAUGUGGAAAAUGCUUCCGACCCAAAAAAGAAUCCAGCUACAGUGGACAAGGAGAACUCUUUACCAGGGGAAGUUAUUGAGAUCAGUGACAGUGACGAUGAAACACUAACUAAAGAUUGUGAGGUGAAGGAACAUUUAGUGGAAAAAGCUGUAGAUGUGAAGAAUGAAUCGGUGGCUGGCCAGAGUCCUAAGGUGAUGCGUUCUGAUAAACGUAGAAAUCUUGUACUGCAGGAAGAUGAUAACAGCCAUAUGGAUGGUGUUCUAUCAGUUCCAACACCUAAAAGGAAGCGUAUUUCUAGAGUAGUCACUAGUGACAGUGAGAACGAUGAUGAUGUUGAUGAUAAUGUUCCCAUCAGCAAACUUAAGUUGAGGCAAGUUGAGGGUGUGGUUGAAGAGAACAAAGAAUCAAGCCACGUCGUGGAGGAUAUGGUCCCCUCAAGGAGGCGUUUGGUUUUAUUACGAGAAGUUUAUAGAUCAGACAGCUCAGUGAAAGGAAAGUCACCUGGCAAUCCAUCGACUCCUAGUGCCAAGAACAGAACUUCAAGAAACAAGGUGACAGAAUGCAGGAAGCUUGGGUACUCGGAUAGUGACGAUGAUGAAGAGGACAAAGUAAAUGGAAGGAAUGAGGUUGAUGACAUUGGUUCAGAGAGUGAUGGUGAAAGUUUGGGUGGAUUCAUUGUAAGCAGUUCGGAUAAUCCUGAAAGUGAACCUAGUUCAGAGAAUUCUUCUUCUAAAGAAGAAGAGGGUAGUGAUUUAGAUCUUGACAAUGUCUUAGCCAAUAUACGCCGUGAAAAGGACACUAAAGUUUGGGAAUUUGAGGCAGAUAUGCUAUCAUCAUUUUCCAAGGAUCCUGAGCUCUGUAUGAAAGCUGUUUGUGCUCUUUAUCGGCAGCAAACAUCUGAUGAGCAGUCUGCGAAGGAAACACUGCUUACCAACAGGCGGGGAUUCAGCAAGAUUGAUGCUCAAAGGGGGUCUAGAGUGGCCGAGUUUCUUACAGAUGGUGAUCCCUUUGGCCCGCUAAAGAAAUCUGUCAAGGACUUGGAGAAUUAUGAUCGAAAAGCGAUUGAUUACUGUCACAAGCUCGCUAAUCGAUACUCCAAGCAGUUGUUCACAAUAUACCAGAACAAAGAAGAUCCCUUCUUUCAUCCAUCGUAAAACCCAUGUUGUUGAUCAUUACAAGAUAGCAAUCUAAAUGUUAGUGUUUUGUCCCUGCGCUCAUUGAUGGAAGCCUCUUUGCGGAAAAGCUUGUUUGUGGUAAAUAGGGUUUUCUUUUGUUGCUAUAUGCUGUUUCUCCUAAAGUACCAGAAUGGUUAGCAUGAUGUACAGCAGCUACAUAGAAGGUUAUGCCUGUGAUGUAACUGGUUGUCUACAGUAAGUGAUAUUAGUCCUAUGACAGUGGUAUCUUUUUCCAAGCAAAUGAUGAUAUCUGAUGUUACUU